AAAUUCCUCUCGUUAGUUUUUUUUUCCUCUUUUGGUCUGAAAAAUCCGCCUGUUAGUUAAAAGUCCAAACGCGCCUAACUACUCGUUUCCUUUUCUCAUACACUUCUCUUCUCUCUCUCUCUCUCUCUCUCGCUGUGUUUCUCAAUUUGGUCUUCAGAGAAAAUGGAAGCCAUAGACUCAGUCGUCGAUCCUCUCAGAGUGUUCGCAAAGGAAAGCACUCGACUGGUGAAGAGGUGCCACAAGCCUGAUCGCAAAGAGUUCACGAAGGUGGCGAUCCGUACAGCCAUCGGGUUCGUAGCAAUGGGAUUCGUUGGGUUUUUCGUGAAGCUGGUCUUCAUCCCCAUCAACAACAUCAUCGUCGGCUCUGUUUAGUUCAGGCUUAAGGUUCUGAGUUGACUAGAUCAUGGAGGCAGGCAGCAACUUGUACUCAAAGAGAAAGCAAUAGUAUUUUAGUUUACUUCUCAUUUGGUUGGGCUCUUCUUUGCCUUAGUUCUGUAAAACCAUGAUGCUUCUUUUUGCCUCUUGAGAAGAAACAUAUGUAAAACUGUGAUACAUCAACUUGUUUAGUUUUCCAUAAUUGAGACCUCAUUCCCUCA
Molecule: messenger RNA, 596 nt
Organism: Prunus avium (sweet cherry)
Lineage: Eukaryota; Viridiplantae; Streptophyta; Magnoliopsida; Rosales; Rosaceae
Product: protein transport protein Sec61 subunit gamma-1
Biological process (GO): protein targeting; intracellular protein transport
Cellular component (GO): membrane
Molecular function (GO): transmembrane protein transporter activity
Source: RefSeq, a predicted model, not a curated record